This is a messenger RNA of Monodelphis domestica (gray short-tailed opossum), 4602 nucleotides long. The record is from RefSeq and is a predicted model, not a curated record. NCBI's taxonomy places the organism in Eukaryota, Metazoa, Chordata, Mammalia, Didelphimorphia, Didelphidae.
CGUUUUCCUGCUCCGCGCUAACCUGGGCCUCUCGUUGUAAACGUCUUAAAGUUUCGAUUUCCAUGACCGUAAAUCUAGCCGCGGAAUGGCUGGGGGCGGGGGAAGACAGCACUUUAGAAGUUGUCUAGGCCAGCUGCCAGCUUCCUCUUUUUACAGAUGUGGAAAAAGGCCCAGAAAGUGACUUGCUCCAAGACCUCAGCUGUAAAAUGAGAAUAAUAACACUUCCCUCCCAAGGCUUAUAACAAGAGCUACAUACGUCUGUUAUUAUCAUUCCACCAUGACAAUGCCUCUCUUUCGGUUCAGUUGGAUUCAACUCAACAAAUAUUCAUUAAAGACCUCUCUUAUGCAAGACCUGGUGUUAGACUGCCUAGGCACAAGCAAUUUUUGCCUUCAAGGAGCUUCUCUGUGGGAGAAUAUACUUUGUAUCGAUGUGGUGGUGUCCUGUGUCUGGCUCUUCAUAACCUCCUUAUGGGAUUUUUUUCUUUUUGGCAAAGAGCCUGGAGUGGUUUGCCAUUUCCUUCUCCAAGUCAUUUGACAGAUGAGGCAACUGAAGUAAACAGGGUUAAGUGACUUGCCCAGGGUGACGCAGCUAGUUGAGUGGCUGGCACUAAAUUUAAAUUCAGGACUUCUAAACUACAGGCUUGAUCCUCUAUCUACUGUGCUAUAAAAUAAAUACAAAUUAAUUUCAAGAGGGAUUCAGCACCAGCAACAAAGGACAUUAGGAAAUACCUUGGGUGGGAGGAAUCAGGAUAUUAAUUAAGAGGCAUAGAGAUGAAAGGGAAAACACUAGACACGGGUCCAAAUGUCAGCUUUUGCUAAAGUGCAGAGACCGGAGAUGGUGCAGAGACAGGAGAUGGAACAGAUGGUAGCCUUGUUUGGCUGAAACUGAGAUGGUAAUUAGAGAAGUAACAUGAAAUAAGGCUAGAAACCCAGGGGAGGGGCCUGUGGCUUAUUAGCAGUUGGGCCUCUUAAAGAGUUUCCUGCUGAGCUAAGGGAGAAAUCUAGAGGUUUGUGGGGACAGGCAGAGGAGCAUGGAGGUCGAGUUAAGAGUCAAGAGAGCUGAAAAUGAGGAAGCCAUUCCAAGGAUAUAAAGUAUUUUACAUACAUUGUUUCACGAUAGAUUCACAACUCCCUUACCAAUUAAGAACAAGGCAUCAUCAGCAUUUUACAGAUCAAAGAAUGGGAGACUGAAAAGCUAUAAGGUCCUAUCUUGUCUAAAUCCUUUUUAUUGACAGCUGAGAAAACUGAAGCCUCCAAAAGGAAAGUAGUCUGCUCAAGGUCAUUUGGGCCAUAGAAUUGGGGAGUGCUGAGGGUCGAAAAAUGAGUCUGGAGUCAGGAAACCCUGGGUACAAAUCCUGCCCCAAAUACGUACUAGCUGUAUCACCCUGGGCAAGUCACUUAACCAUAUAGUCUCAGUUUCCCUCAUAUGCAAAAUGGGAAUAAUAAUAGCACCUAUCUCACAGGAUUGUUGUGAAGAUCAAGUGAACAAUUGUAACUGUGCUUUGUAAAGAAUCAAGUGUAAAGUGUUUUGUAAAGUGCUAUAUUGGUGCUAGCAAUUAUUAUUAUCUACAUAAAGGAGAUAAUUAAAUCAAGGAGAGCUAAUGAGGUGACUAAGAGAGAAAACAGGAGAAAGAGAAGAGGUCUCAGAACAGAGCUCUGGGAUAUAUACUCUGAGUUAGCCAGCAUGACAUGGAUGACAAUUCAGCAAAGAUAACUGGGCAGCAAUGGAUAGUCCUGUAGAAAAACAGCUAGGACAAAGUUACCACAAUCCAGAGGACAGGAUCCAGGAAGAGAGUGAGGUCAAGCAGGAUGAGAGAAGAGGUCGUCAGUUUGAGCUCCUGAGAGAUCUUUGGUAACUUUGGAGAGAGCAAUAGCAUUUCAUUGAUGUUGGCAGAGAGUAAGAGCAAGGAGGUGGAUGCACCGGGGCAGUGGUAUAUAGCCCCUGAAAGCUGAAUCAAGCCCAGACUGCCACCUGGCUCCUUCUAUGAGUCCAGGAUGGCUGCCACUCCUGCAAAUCUCAUUCCUACUCCCCUCACUGGAACUGAGUUCCUCAAAUCCUCCCACUUCAAAAUUGGGUAUGAGCCCCGUCUUCAUGAAAAGUGUAUAAAGACUUCUAACAGCUGCUUUUCUGCCCACUGGGGCCUCCAUUCACCUUGCCCCUUUUGGCCAGUUCCCAGCAAGAGGCUCUUCCACCAGGACCUGGACAAGAUCCGAGAAAUCCAAAGCGAAAUGCAAAUGGCCUUUCCUGCUUAUAACGUGACCAACUUUGCAACAACCAACAAAUCCCAGAUGCAAAUAAGCAACCUGAAAAUGCAUGCUGAUCCCCGGAUCAGGGUCUUCCAGACCACUUGUCAAGAGAAGUUCACCUACCCAGGCUCUGAGCACUUCAAUACUUUCACCAAGGAAAGUCUCAGGAAGUUUGAGACAGACAGUUUCCCAGAGGGAGACAGGGACAAGUUGAGGAUCCCUCCAACUCAAAAUCAGUAUGCCUUCAGGGCCCAGCCCCAGACAGCCCCAGUCCGAGCUCCUUGUCUGCACCUGGGAGGACCCUCUCCCCUGAAGUGGGAAAUGGAGCCUUUUCCGGUUACCACCUAUCAAAACACAUUCCAGGGAAAAUCAUCGUCCCCCAGUGAUAUGUAUGAGAAGGUGACUUCCCACAUGGCAUUAGGAGACCCCAGACUUGACUUAGGAAAACACUUUUCAGAGCAGAAGAAUGCCUAUACUCUUCUGGACUUGCCCGAGCGCAGGUAUAAUAAGAACAAUGCUGCAGCCAAUGUUUUCUGUGUGAACAUCCGGCUUGGGGAUGACCGUUUCUAUGGUUGUCCCAGAGAUUAUAAGGAUAUGCCUUUCCCAGAUACACCUGAAUGUAUCUUUAGAGGAAAAGCACGUCCAGAUUCAUUAAUAAUGCCAGGGGACACAGACCCUGGAAGAGGCACGGAGAGAAACACCUACACUACAACCCAUCGCUCCUAUACCCCGAUAGAGAUUGCAAAAGUCACAAAAGCCACUGCAAAGCCAAGUUGUGUGAUCUUUGGGGAGGAAAAAAGGGCGCCCAGUUUUAUGAACAGCGUGUACCAGAAAUGUUUCAAAUCCCCAAGAACACCAAGGGUGCCCAAGGUGGAUUCUUGCCUCAUGAAGAGUCACAUCAAAAUGGGUUCAGAUGCGAUGCAUUUCAUGACUUCCUCAAUACCAAAGAUGGGACCCUAUUCGGUCAAGAAGCAUCCAGUGUCUGAGGAGAUAAAGCAGAGGGUUAAAUAUUCCCACAUCCUGCCUCCUGAAGCAUCCCACGAAUUUUCUACUGAAUACAAGGAUAACUACCCGUACAAAUAUAUCGGUCCGCUGGUCCUGCCGGACGGCAACCAAGGGCAAGAGAGCCAUGUGCCCAUAGGUAUUCACGGGAAGCGCUGGUCAGGCAAACAGGUGGUGAUUCCCUGUUGAGAAGGGCCACUCCGGCCGCCGUGGGCAUCCUCUUUCCAGGCCCGUCACGGAGCCUGCUUACCUUUAGCCCAUCGCAGACACCUGCCCUUUCCCAGCCACAAACCCUGCCCUGCCCUGCCCAGACGCAAUCUAUUUCUCUGAUCUUAGAGCAAAAGAACAACAAGGUUUUCUCUAACUUUAAAAGUUGUGACCUGAGUAUAUUGUUAGUGGCAGAGGAAAGGGCAACCUUGGGAACUCCUGCUAGCCUCAGCUCCUGGGAAGGGGGCUUGAAAGGGGACCCCCCCCCUGCACCCUCCUCCCACCCAAUAACGGCUGCAAUGUUGCCAGCGAUUUCAGGGAGCCGGAGACCCCGUGGCCAGUGUGGGCAUGGCUGUCUUUUGGGAAGGACAUUGAUAAACCAGAGUGAAACUGGGAUGCGUUGAGAAGGCCAAGCGGGGCAUGAGAAUAGCCUUCAAGUCACUGCAAGGUUGGGUGGGUGGAAGGAGGAUCUCCGGGGGGACGACACGACAGGGAGGCAAAUUCUGACACCAAAUAAGGAAGAAAUGACUAAGCUGUCUAAGAAAUGGCUGGGCCAGCUCCUGUCAAGGAAUCUGUGGAAGACGUCAUGCCUGACCUGGAAGGAGACUGAGCUGGAGGCCUCGGGCUGACAGAGGGAGGAUGGGCUGUCUUGGGAGAGCCUGGGUCCUAGGCCGGCCUACAGGAGAGAUGGAGAGGCCCACGGCACAUCCCCGAGGAGCUCAUGGCUUGCUGGGGAGACAACAGGGCAAAGUCAAGGCGGUAUUUGGAGCCUUGAGUGCUGAUGCUAAAUUACUGUAGACCUCAACAUGCUGGAGCCAGGAAGGCCCUCAGUUUCUUUUCUUUUCUUUUCUUUUUCCAUUUGAAUACAGGAAGGCCCUUAGAAUAGAGACGGUCAGAGCUGGGAGGGCCCUUAGGACAAAGAAUGUCAGAGUUGGCCCCUUCGAACCCAGAAGGUGUGCGCUGAGAGGGGCCUUAGGAUGCAGCUCAGGGCUGUGAGGAUGUCAGAACCAGAGGGCCCGUAGAACCCAAGGGUCGGGGUUGGGGGGUUCUUAGAACCCAGAAUGGCAGGCCUGGGAGGGCUCUCAGGACACAGGACUUCAGAGCUAGAGGGCCUUCAGAACACACUUCAAUAAAUAUGUGAUCUCA